Molecule: messenger RNA, 3388 nt
Organism: Xyrauchen texanus (razorback sucker)
Lineage: Eukaryota; Metazoa; Chordata; Actinopteri; Cypriniformes; Catostomidae
Product: armadillo-like helical domain-containing protein 3
Exons: 26
Coding region: 107-2173 (688 amino acids)
Biological process (GO): regulation of Golgi organization
Cellular component (GO): cytosol
Source: RefSeq, a predicted model, not a curated record
UUUCUGCCCACACCGGAUGUUAUUUGAACGGAUUCAGUCUGGUGUUUCUUGAGGAGUAAUGGAACAAAUCCAGUGAUUCAUUUACCUUGAUGUGCUUUUGUAAGCCAUGGCUCAGACUGAGAAGAAAGCAGGUCUGCUCAGGAGAACGUCCUCUAAGAAACCACUGAAGGAGAAGGUGGUGCUCAUGUAUGAUGAGAUAUUUGCGAAAGAAGACCCUACUAAGAGUAAUCCUCGCUUCUGGGAUGAGCUAUUUUUGAUGAAGGUGAAUCUUGAGUAUCUGGAAGGAAAAUUGGAGUCUCUGGACGGAGAUGAAGUGGUGAAAAUCAAAGAAAAUAUCAACAGUUUAUUCCAUCACUGUGUUCAAGCCCUGGGUGAAGAGCACCAGAUCAAAGUAGUCAAUGCACUUCAGACUCUGUGUGCACUGUUUCGAGGAGUUCACCAAAAAAACAAAUCCGCCACAGGUUUUGACAUCAUCAACAUGCUGAUGGGCUUCGACAAAGCUGAACUCAGAAUGAAGGAGCUGAUGGAGAGUCUGGAUAGUCUGUUGUGUGGUGAUGGAUCGGAGAGUCUGAAGAGUUUAUGUUUGAAGCUGCUGCUGUGUCUGGUCACUGUGACAGAUAAUAUCAGUCAGAAUACCAUACUGGAGUAUGUGAUGAUCAACAGUAUAUUUGAGGCCAUUCUACAGAUAAUGUCUGAUGUGUCCAGUCGAGCGCAGCAUGGUUAUGAUUCUGUGGUCCUUUUAGCCCUCCUGGUCAACUACAGGAAGUAUGAGUCUGUGAAUCCUUACAUUGUGAAACUGUCAAUAGUGGAUGACGAGCCCACUCUAGAUGGCAUGGGAAUGGUCAUCCACCAUGCACUUACAAAGUACAAUAGGCAGUAUAAAGACAAAGAGGAGGAAAACCAGGGAGGGUUUUUCUCCACUUUUACCAGCAUGGUGGGCAGCAUGUUUAUUGCUGAUGCAGACGAAAAACUCUCAGUGCAGACUAAUGAAGCCAUCCUGCUCGCUCUGUAUGAGGCCGUACACCUCAACAGAAACUUCAUCACUGUUCUUGCACAGAGCCAUCCAGAUAUUGACAUGACAGCAACACCCGUUAUGCCUGUCCCAGCCUCUCCUACAACUCCACUAGGCACUACACCACCCUCUCUGGACAUGAUGAAUAAUCCUGAGCUUCCUCUGGACCCGAACUUGCAGACGAGUAAUCUUCUUAUAACCUUCCUCAAAUAUUCCUCCAUCAUCAUGCAGGACACCAAAGAUGAGCACAGACUCAACAGUGCCCGACUGUGCCUCAUCAUUCUGACCUGCAUAGCCGAGGAUCAAUAUGCCGAUGCCUUUCUUCACGAUGAUAACAUGAACUUCAGAGUCAACUUGCACAGAAUGCCCAUGCGACAUCGCAAGAAAGCUGCAGAUAAGAGCAUCCCCUCUCGACCUUUAGUGUGUGCAGUGCUGGAUCUGAUGGUAGAGUUCAUCAUCACUCAUAUGAUGAAGGAAUUUCCCAUAGAUCUCUACAUGCGCUGUGUUCAGAUUAUUCACAAACUGAUCUGCUACCAGAAGAAGUGCAGAGUUAGACUGCAUUAUACCUGGACAGAACUCUGGGCAGCGCUCAUUAACCUUCUAAAGUUCUUGCUGUCUAAUGAGACCAGCCUUCUGGCAAAACACAAUAUCUUCCAGCUGGCACUUCAGGUUGUGAACCUCUUUAACAUGUUCAUCACAUUUGGAGACACAUUUCUGCCCACCCCCAGUAGUUAUGAUGAGCUUUAUUAUGAGAUUAUUCGCAUGCAUCAGGUGUUUGAUAACCUCUACUGCAUGGUGCUGAGGGUCUCAACCAACACAGGCCAGUGGAAGGAGCCUGCAAAUAAAGUUACUCAUGCUCUCAUCAAUGUUAGAGCAAUUAUUAAUCACUUCAACCCUAAGAUUGAGUCCUAUGCUGCUGUGAACCAUAUAUCCCAGCUUUCAGAAGAUCAGGUGCUGGAAGUGGUACGGUCAAACUACGACACGCUAACUUUAAAGUUGCAAGAUGGUCUAGAUCAAUUUGAGCGUUACUCUGAGCAGCCCAAAGAGGCCGCCUUCUUCAAGGAGCUGGUGCGCUCCAUCAGUCUGAAUGUGAGAAAGAACGUGUCUCUAAAUACUGUGAGUCAGGACGUCCUGCUGAAGGAAUUCUCCUCUAUAUCCUGAAAGAACAGGAACUCUCAUCUGUGUAUAGAACUCUUCCAUACUGACACAUCUGCAUAAUGCCCCACACAUCUGAGACUUUUCAAUGUUAAACAGACUUCACAGUGGACUAUACUGGAUUUGAUCCACAGGCUGUAUUAUAGAGCAAGUAUGUGUGUGAUUUCAGAACAGACUUGUAUUCUCUCAACAAAGCAAUCAGCCAAACUUUGCAAAAUGAUUGUGUAAAGAAUUUUGAUUUUGACUACCCAGUAUUUCUUUUUCCUGUCUUUUUCCUUUUCUUGAUGGCCUGGUGCUUUUUCUGUUGAUUUAUACUGUAUGCCAUGUUCUCACUGCCUUAGUAUCAAGCUGAUGAGACCCAAUAUGCACAUGAAAGUUUAUCACAAAUUCACAAAGAAAUGUCUACCCUAUUUAACACAAAAUCAAUAGGAAGAAAUAAGUAAAUAUGUUUUGCAUAAAGAAAAUGAAUCCUAUUUCAGAACCAUAAAGAUUUUUAGAAUUUUGGCAUGAUUUUCAUACGGCAAAGCAAAAAGAUUAUUAUAUAUAUAUAUAUAUAUAUAUAUAUAUAUAUAUAUCAUCAUUGGUAUAUAGUAAUGAUAGUAAUCGUCCUUUCCAGAUGUCCAGACACCAUUUUUGAAAAUGAAUAUCAGCAUAUAUUAAAUUGAGUACUACAAAUACUACCAUGAUGUUACUUUGUUUCUUUAUGCACAAUAGAAUAUCUUAUUUAUUCCUAUUUAUUUUGUAGAGAAACAUGACCUGAAGAUUUAUUAACAGCUUUUGUGAGAUUAACCUUUGUGAAUGCACUAAUGUUAAAAACUGAUGUCUCUUGAUAUUUUCUUUUCCUCUCAGUAUUUCCCAGUAUUGCCAGAAGUUUCAGUACAUUAACAUGAAAGCAUUGUACAGGGUUGUAGUGGACAAAGUAGACUGUAUAUUAAGUGCAAACUAAAAUUUAUUUGACACAAAAUGAAGCCUCAUUUGUAAGAGAUCCCACUGUCUAUGCUGGUUUAAAUUUUUGUUCGGGUUUGUAAUUUGAGCAUUACAAAAUCCAAACCAGAUCUACUAAUUAGUCAGUUUAAACCAGCACAUGGAGAAUAACUGAAUAAACAAAAAUGGUUCAAAGACAUUCUUAGUAAACUCUUGCUGGCUUUAGUUCUAGAUGAGUAUCUGGCUUCCUUUGCUUUAGUAUUCUUAUGAGUAUUUCCUAAUUAAAUCUUAUUUUGA